AUGAUACGUUCACAAAAAGUACAUAUACGUCCUGUAUAUAAUCAAUCAUCAACAUAUGAGACAAAUCAAUCAUCGACAAAUAUUACAGAUAUACAAUCAUAUAUAGGAAAAAUUUUAACAAUUAAUUAUAAUCAAUUUAUUGUUGAAGAUAUACUUGGACAAGGUGGUUUUGCUUUUGUUUUUCUUGUUCGUUCAUUUAAUCAACAACGAUAUGCACUUAAACGUAUGUAUGUUAAUAAUCAACGUGAUUUACAUGUUUGUCAACGUGAAAUAUCUAUAAUAAAAGAAUUUUCAUCACAUCCAAAUAUUGUUAAAUAUGUUGAUUCAUCUAUACAACGUUUAUCAUCAACAAAUAUACAAACACGUCAUUAUUAUACAGCAUAUAAUGAAAAUAAUAAUAAUGAUGAUGAUGAUGCUAUUUAUGAAAUAUUUUUAUUAACUGAAUAUUGUUCAAAUGGAGCAUUAAUUACUCGUCUAAAUGAACAACGUAAUGUUGGUAUAACAUUAAAUGAACGUCAAAUUUUACGUAUAUUUGCUGAUAUUUGUCUUGCUAUAAGUGCAUGUCAUUUUCGUCGUCCUCAACCAAUAUUACAUCGUGAUAUUAAAUUAGAAAAUAUUCUUACUGAUUCUCAACAAAAUUAUGUUCUCUGUGAUUUUGGUUCAGCUAUUAUGCUACCAUCUUCAACAACAAAUGAUCAUCGACAAUAUCAAAAAAAUGAAUUAACAACAAAUAUUAUUCAACAACUUGAAGAAGAAAUUCAACGUUAUACAACAUUAUCUUAUCGUGCACCUGAAAUGAUUGAUUUAUAUAGUCGUUUACCACUUACACUUAAAAUUGAUAUUUGGGCUAUGGGUUGUCUUUUAUAUAAACUUAUGUAUAAUAUAAUGCCAUUUGGUGAUAGUAUUUUAGCUAUACAAAAUGGAACAUUUGUUAUACCUGAUGAUAUGGCACAAAAUUAUAGUCGAGAAUUGAAUUUAUUUGUUCGAUAUAUGUUAGAAAUUGAUAUUGAUAAAAGACCAGAUAUAUGGCAGGUAUCCUAUAUUACAUAUAAAUUACUUGGUAGUGAAUGUCCUAUUUCAAAUCGAUGUCAAUCAAAAAUUCCUAAUUUAAAUAUAAUUUCAAUGCCAUUAACUGAUAGUGAAUAUCGUCAUCAACGAACAACUGCUUUAUCAAAAACAAAAACAACAUCAAAAAAUAUAACUGAUGAAUUUUUAUCUCUUGGUACAGCAGUUAAUCCACGUGAACGUCCACGUGGUAUGAUGACACCAUCAACAUCAUUAAUUAAUUUUGAUCAACCAAGUCAACAAUCAUCAACUACAAUUGCUCCACCAAAUCCAUCAACAAAUUCAUCUCGAUCAGGUUCAGCUACUCAAUUAAUGUUUUUUGACGAUGAUUUUUCACAAAUUCCAUCACAUGCAAUUAGUUUAACUAAUAUUCCAAAUGUAACAGCAGCAACAACAACAACAACAACAACAACAACAGCUAAAAAUGAAAAAAUUAUACCUCGUGCUCGACCAUUACCAUCAGAAAUAGUUUCAACAGCAUCUGGUCUUACUUUACAACAACAACAUUUCCUUCCACCCCCGCCAUCUUCUAAUAUUCAAACACAUCGACGUAGUGCAUCUCAAACAACAAGUCCAACGAAUAUCCAAUCUUCUUUUCACAAAGCCUCCUCCGUUGAUUCUUCUAAUGAAGAUGAAGUAUUCGAUGAUGAUGAUAUAAAUCCAUUAAAAACAAAUUUAAAUAAAUUAAAACUUAAAAAUUCUUCAAUAAUUAAUUCUCAAUUAAAUUCAGAUGAUAAAUCAAAUCGAAAUAUCAAGAAAAAAUCUCAAUUACCAAUAACAACUAAAUCUACAAGUCAUCAUCAUCAUCCAUCGACGGAGGAGGCUGAAAAAGACAUUUCAUUUUCGAAUACAAAUAAUAAAAAUUUUAUUGAAUCCCAAUUAAUCGAACAUUCAAUUAAUCAAACAUCGAACGAAAACAAUCUCAAUAAUAAUAAUACUAAAAAUAAUUUUUUUCAAGUUAUUAAUAAAGAUUCUGAUGAUGAACAAGAAAUAAAUCAAAAAAUAGACUUAAUUUAUCAUUCUUCAACAUUAAAUAAACAUAACAAUCUAAUAAAUUCAUCUUUGAUUGAUAAUAAUAAUAAUCCAUUUCUUUGUGCACCUUUUCAUCAUUCAUCAAAUAAACAAACAUCAACAUCUUCAUCAACUAAUUCAACUUCAUGUGAUUUGAACAGUAUCGUUGUUGGAAAACGAACAAGUGCCUUUGCUCCUUAUCAAAAACGAGAAAUAAAUUCAGACAACCAUGUUAUUGACAUAAAAUAUGAUCCCGGUAGUUCAAUAGAGAAAGUUCCUCAUUCGGAAUCUUUUGCUUCAAAUGUUCUUAAUAAUCAAUCAACAGACGUCUUUACAAAUGCUCCAUUUAAAACAAAAUCGAAAAGUAAACAACGUUCAAUAGUGACCAAUUCUGAAAUAUCAUCAAAUUCUCAAUUGAUUGAUAUUAAUGUACAAGAACAAUUAAAUAAAAAACCAACGAUCAUUGACAUUGAUCCUGAACAAUAUGGUUAUUCGAAUUUAUCAUUCAACGAUACUAUUACCGAUGAACAUCUCUAA
Molecule: messenger RNA, 2613 nt
Organism: Rotaria sordida
Lineage: Eukaryota; Metazoa; Rotifera; Eurotatoria; Philodinida; Philodinidae
Source: the annotation of a GenBank genome assembly